This is a messenger RNA of Mesorhabditis spiculigera, 276 nucleotides long. Lineage: Eukaryota; Metazoa; Nematoda; Chromadorea; Rhabditida; Rhabditidae. The record is from the annotation of a GenBank genome assembly.
AUGGAGGAAAUAUUAAAUACCGGAAAGAGUGAGAAGGAAAACUUCUUGAGCCUGAACUUCACAUCUCGAGUGCUUCGACUGACCGACAUCCUUGAGAAGACCUACCAACGAGACGGCACCGCCAACCUAACCCGAUUCGACGAGCAGAAGCUGCAAAAACUCGACGAGUUCCGCGAGAAAUUUCUCGAAAAAUUCACCCCCACCGACUCACCGCCCACUUUGUGCCAAAUUCUAAGCAAACUUUGUGAUAAGAUCCACAGGAAGGGUACGGUGGAA